Molecule: messenger RNA, 633 nt
Organism: Mollisia scopiformis
Lineage: Eukaryota; Fungi; Ascomycota; Leotiomycetes; Helotiales; Mollisiaceae
Exons: 3
Molecular function (GO): GTP binding
Source: RefSeq, a predicted model, not a curated record
CGAGUCAUUGCAGUCUUGGGCGCUACAGGAGCGGGAAAGUCGACUUUCAUCCAACGAGCAACCUCAUCUGAUAAGAUUAUCAUCGGAAGCACCUUGAGGUCAUGUGCGUAUAUAUCCGUUUGGCCCGCGAACAUCAAUGGAGUCAAUGUUGCACUAAUUGACACCCCUGGAUUCGACGAUACAGAGCGUUCUGACAGUGAGAUCCUUGAGGAUGUUGCAACAUGGCUAGCAGCGACCUUUGAGCAAGACAUCUUGCUAUCUGGAAUGAUAUUCCUUGAGCCUGUCAAUGCAAAUCGAGUUUCAGGAAGCGAACAAAGACGUAUUCGACUUUUCGAGAAGAUAUGUGGCAAGCAUGCAUUCAGCAAUGUCAUUAUCGCUUCCACAAUGUGGAACACAGUUGCGAUAUGGCCGUCCAGCCGAAGGACUACCCGAAAUCUGAUGAAGGAACGUACGAAUACAGCGGGAUUUUGGGGACAGAUGAUGCUUCAUGGUGCACGGUACGAGGAGCACGCCGACACGAAAGCAUCUGCACUCAAGAUAAUCCGCAUGUUGCUGCAAAGCGAACCAAGGCCCCUGCAGCUUCAAGUUGAGCUGCAGGGUAACGGCUCACGAUUGUGUCUCACCACUGCAGGC